AUGCAGGACGACGGCCUUCACUUUGGCCCUCGCCUAUACGACGAGGACGAGGAAUCGUCAGGAGACGAUCGGCCGGAUUCGGAGUCCUCGGCGGAGCGGAUGAAUUUUGGGAUGGAAGGAGGUGAUGUGGCCCCACACGAGCGCCUUCGAAAUGAAGAGGCCCAGAAGGCGCAGAACAGCCUGCAGCAGGCUCGCCUGAACGCGCUGGGAGACGAACUGGCGUCGACGUUGCGUCAGCUUCAGGAGGCGGCCGGGGUCGCGCAAUCGAUGGACCGUGCCCUGAAGAAUUCAAGGAAAAAAACUGUCGAGCAGCUCGUCCAGUUCGAGGGCAACUACAAGGGCGUCGACAACAUGGCGCAGCACUACCUGGAUAUGUUCGACUGCGGUGUGGCAGACUGCACACAGAAGGUGUCCACAAUCUCCAAGCAGGUCAACGACAUGGACCGGCAGCUGAAUACGGCAGACUCCCUGGUGGACACGCUGGAGACGGUGCGGGCGAUCACGCUGGCAAUGACCACCAGCAUGGAGCCGUUGGCGCAA
Molecule: messenger RNA, 540 nt
Organism: Mesorhabditis spiculigera
Lineage: Eukaryota; Metazoa; Nematoda; Chromadorea; Rhabditida; Rhabditidae
Source: the annotation of a GenBank genome assembly